UUUGAUGCUAAUCCAAUUCGAUAGCACACCGGGUGAAGUGACGUCACACACCUGAGAGAUGCGAUGCUCCGGCCCGCCAUCCGUCCACGCCAGCAGAAGAACGAACAACAACAAAAACAAACAAAGCAGAACCGGCAAAAGCCAGUGCAAGAUUGUUUCUGUUUCUGCUGUUGUGGCACAGCACAGCACAGAAAUACAUAUUCUGGCAUUAUUAAAUUGGUAUUUUGGCAUUGGCGCAAGCGAAAACAUCCACACAAACACACAACUACAGGGCCAGCGAGACGAAUAGAGGAGUGGCACAGACACAGCCACAGCCACAGUCCGCACACUUUCCUGGCACUUACUCAUGCCACUGUAGCAAAAUAUUCUUGUGGCUUUCGGCAUUGUUAUUAGUACCGCAGCGACCCAGAGGCAACGACUGACGUGUCUGGCUGCCACUCACCCAUUAUCAUCAUAGAUAAUAAAUGAUGUCUGAAGAUGCCAAGAGUCCAGGACCACGCACCCGUAACAUCAUUGAAAACCAAUUGUUUCGCCGCCAGCGCAGUCUGAAGCUUGAGGCCCUGCAAAGGCAGCGCACCCUUCAGGGAGAUGACGACACCGACGUGGACGAACCCUUCGACAAGACGCAAAUAGUCAUAAUAUUCACGGAGAAGGCCAAGCUGCGCCACUGCCAGGAUGUGGAGAAGAUCAUCAAGGAAUUUGGCAUACAGACCACUCUGGAAACUGUAGGAAAAACCGAAAAGUAUCUGUAUUUGUCGGCCAGUUUGGACACCUUGUUGCGGCUGGCCGAUGUGGCCGAGCUGGAGAAGAAGACCACCACGGGCAGCAUGCAAAAGUUCAACAAUGGGUGCAUUUCCGACUUCCUGCUGCCCGGCAUGGGCAAGGAUCAAAUACUGCGCUACUGUGAGAUCCCCGUUCUGAUCAAGGAUGUGAUCAAGCCAGCGAUCAAGUCCUACAUACAGAAGGGCUACAUCGAGGACAUGUUUCCCCUGCACGAUAUUCUCUAUCUGGAUCGCUUCAACUGGAAUCUAAAGCGCUCCCAUCUACCCAUAGAGGACAUCCGCAACUAUUUUGGCUCCAGCAUUGGCCUCUACUUCGGUUUCAUUGAGUUCUACACGAAGGCCCUGAUCUUUCCCGCUGUCUUUGGCAUACUGCAGUACCUAUUCGACCUGAAUCUCUCGAUUGUGUGCAGUUUCUAUGUGGUCUGGACAACUAUCUUCCUGGAGCUGUGGAAGCGCAAAUGUGCUGGCUACUCGUACCGAUGGGGCACCAUCGAGAUGAGCAGCCUGGACAAGCCGCGCUCCGCCUACCAGGGCCAGCUAAAGCCCGAUCCGAUCACCGGCAAAAUGACACUGCAUUACCCGAUGCGCUACACGUACCUGCAAAUGUACUGCAUUUCGUAUCCGGUGGUGCUCGUCUGUGUGGUGGCGGCCGGCUGGUUCGCCCUCUACCAGUUCCAGAUCGAGGCCGAGGUGCUGGCCGAUUUUGGCGCAGACUCGUGGCUGCUGUACGUGCCGGUCAUUGUGCAGUCCAUUCUGAUAGCCAUCUUCUCGUGGGCGUACGAGAAGUUGGCCACAUUCCUCACAAAGCUGGAGAACCAUCGCACCCGCUCGCAGUACGACCGGCAUCGGGUCAACAAGCUGAUGCUCUUCGAGAUCGUCAACAACUUCUUCUCCCAGUUCUACAUCGCCUUCGUCCUGCAGGACCUCAAGCAACUGAAGUACCAGCUGAUGAUGCAGCUACUCAUAUUCCAGCUGCUGUGCAUUGCCCAGGAGAUCGGCAUCCCGCUGAUGGCUGUGCUCCGGCAGAAGUAUGCCAAGUUUCGCCAUCGCGACACCGUGACCGAGGAGGAGAAGCUGGACAAUAUCAGCGAUCAGCCCCGGUACGAGCAGUCGUUCUACGAGUCCGGCCUGGAUGCCUACCAUUCCACAUACGAGGACUACCUGCAGGUGUGCAUACAGUUCGGGUUCGUUGUACUCUUUGCCGCCGUGGCCCCCUUCGCCGCCAUCGGGGCGCUCAUCAACAACGUGUUUGCCGUCCACAUCGACAUGUUCAAGCUUUGCAACAUCUUCAAGCGUCCGUUCGCCCGCAGGGCCAAGAACAUUGGCGCCUGGCAGCUGGCCUUCGAGCUGCUGUCCGUCAUGUCGCUUCUGAGCAACUGCGGUCUGCUCUUCCUCCAGCCGAAUGUCAAAGAAUUCUUCUCGCACUGGCUGCCCACGGUGCCGGAGCUGUCGUUUGUCAUCUUUGAGCAUCUGCUGCUGGGCCUCAAGUUCGUCAUCCACAAGGUUAUCCACGAGCGUCCGCGCUGGGUGCGAAUUGGUCUGCUGAAAGCGGACUUUGAGACCAGCCAGGCCCUCAAGCAACUCAAAAAAUUCAAGGCGGAGACUAAUAAGAUGUCCUAGGAUCCACUCUCCCACUCCUCUAAUCUGCAAUCUCCAAACCCCAAUCUCCAGUUCCAGUUGUUGGUGCUAUUAGAACCAGGUCCAUUUUAAAAGUUAUUAUAUUUAUACGUUUUAUGCGAUUUUAAUGU
Molecule: messenger RNA, 2530 nt
Organism: Drosophila persimilis
Lineage: Eukaryota; Metazoa; Arthropoda; Insecta; Diptera; Drosophilidae
Gene: Axs
Product: anoctamin-10
Exons: 8
Coding region: 465-2402 (645 amino acids)
Biological process (GO): chloride transmembrane transport
Cellular component (GO): plasma membrane
Molecular function (GO): chloride channel activity
Source: RefSeq, a predicted model, not a curated record